AUGGCAGCCUUUCCCGAACAGGCCAAAAUCGUCAUCAUCGGUAUUGGCGGCAUUGUCGGCGCCUCGGUCGCCCACCAUCUGAUCGAACGCGGCUGGGACGGCAUCGUCGGCAUCGACAAAUCGGCCGUGCCCACCGAUAUCGGCUCGACGUCGCACGCCUCGGACUUCUGCUAUGCGACCAGUCACGACCAGCUCUCCUGCUGGACGACGGCCUAUUCGAUCGAUUUCUACGAGAAGAUGGGCCGCUACGCGCGCGUCGGCGGGCUCGAAGUGGCGCGCGUCGGCGACGACGAACGCAUGGCCGAGCUCAAGCGCAAGGUCGCCUCGGGCAAGGCGUUCGGCACCCGCGCGACGAUGAUCUCGGCCGCCGAGGCCAAGGCGAAAUUCCCGCUUCUCGAAGAGGGGAUGAUCCAGGGCGCGCUUUGGGACCCCGAUGCGGGUCUCGUCACGCCCCGCAGCCAGGUCGUUACCGGCGAACUCGUCGAGAACGCCGAAAAGAGCGGCAAGCUGACGACGUUCGCCAACCUGCCGGCCACCGAUCUGGUGAUCGAGGACGGCCGCAUUGCCGGCGUCGUCACGCGCCGCGGCACGAUCAGGGCAAACCAUGUGAUCGUCUGCGCCGGUCUCUGGGGCCGGCUGAUCGCCGAAAUGGCGGGCGAGGACCUGCCGGUGAUGCCCAUCGACCACCCGCUCCUGUGGUUCGGGCCUUACGACGAGUUCGCCGGCACCGGCAAGGAGAUCGGCUGGCCGCUGCUGCGCGACCAGGGCAAUUCGGCCUAUAUGCGCGACACGGGCGAUCCCAAGUCGACCGAGGGCGGGAUGAUCGAAUGGGGAUAUUACGAGGAAACCGAGCCGCGCCUGGUCCAUCCGCGCGACAUCCUUGAGAAGGAACAGGCGCGCCUGUCCCCCUCCCAGCGCGAUCUGGAGAUGGAGCAGGUCAUCGAGCCGCUCGAAAAGGCGAUGGAGCUGACCCCGAUCCUCGCCGAGCUCGGCUUUGAGGAAAAGCGCUCCUUCAACGGGCUUUUGCAGGUCACCACCGAUGGCGGCGCGUCGCUGGGCGAAAGCCAGAAGGUGCGCGGCCUAUGGUACGCCGUCGCCGUUUGGGUCAAGGACGGCCCCGGUGUCGGCAAGCUGAUCGCCGACUGGAUGACCGACGGCCGCACACCGAUUGACAUCCACGCCGCAGAUUAUGCCCGCUUCUAUCCGCACCAGACCGAAGAAGGCUUCAUCCGCGACCGCUGCACCGAAACCGCGAUGAAGGUCUACAAUCCGGCCGUCCACCCGCGCGAACCCUUCUCCAAGGGCCGCAACAUCCGGCGCUCGCCUUUUUACGAGCGCGAAGUGGAACUGGGCGGCCAUUUCAUGGAACUGGGCGGCUGGGAGCGCGCCCAUGGCUAUGCGGCCAACGAGCAUCUGCUCGACAAAUGGGGCGACAGGGUUCCGGUCCGCCAAGACGAAUGGGACAACCGCCACUUCUGGCGCGUCUCCAAUGCCGAGCAUCUGGAGAUGAGCGACAAUGUCGGCAUGGUGAACCUGUCGCAUUUCGCCAUCUACGAUGUCGAAGGACCCGGCCAUGUGGACCUGAUGGAAUGGCUGUGCGUCGCCAAGAUCGGCGGCGAGAACAUGGUCGGCAAGGGCAUCUACACCCAUUUCCUGGAAGACGAUGGCGGCGUGCGCGCGGACCUGACCGUCAUCCGCAUGCAAGACCGCUGCCGUGUCAUCGACGGCGCCGAUGCCGGCCCGCGCGAUUUCAACUUCAUGAAACGUGUCGCCGCCGACAUGGGGUUCGAUGUCGCCAUCACCGAUGUGACCGAGGACUUCACCACCAUCGGCCUUUGGGGGCCGAACGCGCGCGCCACGCUGCAGAAGCUGGUGGCCGACCCGGACACGCUGGAGCACGAGAACUUCCCGUUCGCCACGCUCAGGCAGAUCGAGAUCGCCGGCAAGGCGGUGACGGCCUUCCGCAUUUCCUAUGUCGGCGAGCAGGGCUGGGAACUGCACAUGCGCUACGAGGACGGGCUGGCCGUCUGGGACGCGAUCCGCGACCUGGGCGUCAUGGCGUUCGGCGUCGAGACCUAUGCAAACUCGCGGCGCAUGGAAAAGAGCCUGCGCCUUCAGAACGCCGACCUUCUGACCGAAUACAAUCUGCUCGAAGCCGAUCUUGCCCGCCCGAAGGUCAAGCAGGCCGAUUUCCGCGGCAAGGCCGCCUAUCUCGAGCAGCGCGCCCGCAACCACCAGCCGGCGACGCUGUGCACGCUGGUCAUGACCGACAAUGUGGAUUCGCACGGCGUCGCCCGCUAUCCGGUCGGCAUCUGCCCGGUGAUGGAUGAGGCCACCGGCGAAGUACUCAUCGACGAGCUGGGGCGGCGAUCCUUCACGACCUCGAUCGCCUAUGGCCCCUCGAUCGGCAAGAACAUCGCGCUGGCCUACCUGCCGCACGACCGCGCCAAGAAGGGCAACGGGCUGAUGAUCGAAUAUUUCGGCGAGCGGUUUCCCGUCGAGGUUGCCGGCAUCGGCUAUGCGCCGCUUUACGACCCCGAGAACAUCAAACCGCGCUCGUGA
Messenger RNA from Effrenium voratum, 2562 nucleotides. NCBI's taxonomy places the organism in Eukaryota, Dinophyceae, Suessiales, Symbiodiniaceae. The record is from the annotation of a GenBank genome assembly.